UUUUAUUCAUUUAUUGUCCCAGCAUGCAACGCGCCGUGUCCUUCUCCGGAUGUUGUCAGCUUCUCAACUUCCGGUGUGAGAGUUAGCAUUAUUUUUGCUCAAGCUAGGUUUUCAGAUUUGACUGGAAACAUCCAUUUAAACGGCGGAAAAUGUCUCACACCAUCCUGCUGGUUCAGCCCACAAAAAGGCCGGAGGGGCGAACGUACGCCGACUUUGAGUCAGUCAACGAGUGUAUGGAAGGAGUGUGUAAAAUGUACGAGGAGCAUCUGAAGAGGAUGAACCCCAACAGUCCGUCCAUCACGUACGACAUCAGCCAGCUGUUCGACUUCAUCGAUGACCUCGCCGACCUCAGCUGUUUGGUGUAUCGGGCCGACACGCAGACGUACCAGCCGUACAACAAGGACUGGAUCAAGGAGAAGAUCUACGUCCUGCUGCGGCGUCAGGCCCAGCAGGCGGCCAAAUGAUGCUGCGGCGAGCGGGAAGCCCAGCAGCGUCUUUCUUUAUGUUCUUUGUAUGCAGUGGAGUUGUAUUUUGUAUUUUAUUAUAUGACUAAUAAAGUUUUUCAAAAAUACA
Messenger RNA from Oryzias melastigma (Indian medaka), 573 nucleotides. RefSeq names its product enhancer of rudimentary homolog. NCBI's taxonomy places the organism in Eukaryota, Metazoa, Chordata, Actinopteri, Beloniformes, Adrianichthyidae. The record is from RefSeq and is a predicted model, not a curated record. The coding region runs from base 150 to 464 and encodes 104 amino acids. The transcript has 4 exons.